This is a messenger RNA of Dentiscutata erythropus, 489 nucleotides long. Lineage: Eukaryota; Fungi; Glomeromycota; Glomeromycetes; Diversisporales; Gigasporaceae. The record is from the annotation of a GenBank genome assembly.
AUAAAAAAUGCAAUUAAUUCAGAAAUGAAUACCGAGUCACUCGAAGAAAAUAAAUAUUAUAAUAACAUGAUUGAAAAAAAUAAAGAAAAAUUAAAUUUUAAAUAUAAUGAUUUACAAGAUAUCAGAAAAACCAGACUGAAAUAUUUAAAAAUAUAUUACAACAUCUUAUCAUCAUUAGAUUGUAUGAUUGAAAUAUUGCAAAAUAAAAAAUAUAUUAAUAAAAAAAUAAAUUUUGAUACUAACUUUCCAAAUGACCUUUUGUCAAAAUUGGAAAAUGAAAAACAAACAAUAUUGAAUCAAAGCAUUGAAAUAUUGGAAAAUAUUAAGAUUUCAAUUACUAAAACACGUGUACUAUCUGAUUUAGAACCAAAUAACACAGUCUACAAAAAAAUUGGAUAUAAAGAUUCAUGUUUAAAUGAAAAAAAUAAAAAAUCACUUCAUCAACUUCGAACAAAACGAUUAGAACAUCUUUUGACAUUAUUAAAUUGA